AUGGGUCGUGCAAAGCUCCCCAUGAACAACAUCAUGGGACGUGCAAAUCCAAGAAGUGACACCUUCAGAAAGAGAAGAAAAGGUCUCAAGAAGAAGGCCUCAGAGUUCUCGAUUCUCUGUGGCGUAGAUACGUGCUUCAUAUGCUUCGGGCCGAACGGAGAUCUCGAGACGUGGCCCGAAGACAGAUCCGCCUGCAUGGCUGUAAUCAAGAGGUUCCAGAGCCUCAGCAAAGAUGAUCAAGACAAGAAGAAACAGAACCUCUCGAGCUUCUUAACCCAAAGGAUCAUGAAGGUGCGAGAAGAUCUUCUGUGUAAGCGCAAAGAGAAUGCGGAAAUCCUCUACCCAUCAUGGGAUGAUCGUCUCGCCGACUUCUCUUCGGAUCGCAUCGAAGCUCUAACAAGGCAUCUCGACUGGAAGAUCUCUACAGUUAGAGAGAGAAUCGAACUCGAAAUGGCCUCUGUGAGCAUCAAGGAAGGGGGAGAGGCUAGGGCACAAAACACGGUUCCAUAUCCUAUGAGAACUUCUGAUUUCAGGCCCUUGUGUGUGAAAAAGCCCAUGGGCUUGGAAGAUAGUUACAUAGCAAUGGACCCCAUUAACCAAAUGGGCUUGGGCUUGAUGAGUGAGAAUUAUACAGGCAUGGGGGGUGUGGACAUGGGUGUUGGGGAUUAUAGUUUAGGUAUGGAGUACAUAGGUGCACAACCAUUGAGGUGGAUGCCCGAUGGUGGUAAAUUACUGGGUUUUGAUGAGAGAGUAAGGAGAUUUUCAGCUCCCAUGGAUAAUAAGUUGGGGGUUUUUUAUGACAGAGAAGAUGUUAAGUUUGUGGAUUUUGAAGAGAGAGAAAGGGGGGAUAGAGAGAGGAGUAUGAAGUUGCCUAUGGAUGCACCAUGCACAUAUGAACCACAGUUUGCCAUGCAAAACCCUAACCCCAAUUACACUAUUUACCAGGGGUCCUCUUCUACCUCUAAUUACACCAUUUCUUCAAGCUUGGGCCCUUUCAUGCAAGUGCCAAGUCAUCAUCCAAGGAUGCUGCCACAUGUGCCCAUGACUCAGCCUUUUCUGCCCCGUCAGCAGCAGUGGGUGGGCCUCGAGGAACAGCCAGGAAUGGCACACGUGUGUGAUGACUUCUAUGAGGUGUGA
Molecule: messenger RNA, 1137 nt
Organism: Amborella trichopoda
Lineage: Eukaryota; Viridiplantae; Streptophyta; Magnoliopsida; Amborellales; Amborellaceae
Molecular function (GO): protein dimerization activity; DNA binding
Source: RefSeq, a predicted model, not a curated record